GCGCGCGGCACCCCUGCCGCCGGCUUCCCUCCCGGUCGGCUCAACAGCGCGGUGGGACUCGACCUCGGACCGGAAGACGUGAGCGACUACGACCCAAACGUCCUCAGCGACCCCCAGUGGCCUUGCGGGAAGCACAAGCGGGUGCUGAUCUUUGCCUCUUACAUGACCACCGUCAUCGAAUACGUCAAACCCUCCGAUCUGAAGAAAGACAUGAACGAGACAUUCAAGGAGAAGUUUCCACACAUCAAACUCACCCUGAGUAAGAUCCGCAGUCUGAAGCGAGAGAUGCGGUCGGUGGGCGAGGAUUGCGGCCUGCAGCCCGCCACCAUCGCCAUGGCCUUCGUCUACUUUGAGAAGUUGGUGUUGGAAGGGCGACUCAACAAGCACAACAGGAAGUUGGUGUCGGCCGCCUGCAUCCUAUUGGCCGCCAAGAUCAGCAGCGAUCUAAGGAAACAGGAGGUCAUACAUCUCAUCGAUAAGCUGGAGGAGCGCUUCAGGAUCGGCAGACGGGAGCUGAUCAGCUUUGAGUUCACCAUCCUGGUGGCCCUGGAGAUGGCCCUCUACCUCCCGGAAAGCAAAGUCAUGCCACAUUACAGGCGGCUGGUGCAGCAGCAGUUGUAGCUCGCCGCGCUUCC
Hippocampus comes (tiger tail seahorse) is the source of this 635-nucleotide messenger RNA. It is a transcript of the gene cables2b, whose product is annotated as Cdk5 and Abl enzyme substrate 2b. Lineage: Eukaryota; Metazoa; Chordata; Actinopteri; Syngnathiformes; Syngnathidae. The annotation marks the transcript as partial. The record is from RefSeq and is a predicted model, not a curated record. Gene Ontology annotation, biological process: regulation of cell cycle. The transcript is spliced from 6 exons.